This is a messenger RNA of Cygnus olor (mute swan), 5437 nucleotides long. It is a transcript of the gene KCNG2, whose product is annotated as potassium voltage-gated channel modifier subfamily G member 2. Gene Ontology annotation, biological process: protein homooligomerization; potassium ion transmembrane transport. The coding region runs from base 81 to 1634 and encodes 517 amino acids. Gene Ontology annotation, molecular function: voltage-gated potassium channel activity; protein binding. Gene Ontology annotation, cellular component: voltage-gated potassium channel complex; membrane. Lineage: Eukaryota; Metazoa; Chordata; Aves; Anseriformes; Anatidae. The transcript has 2 exons. The record is from RefSeq and is a predicted model, not a curated record.
ACCAACUCUCCAAUCAAGGACCAGACGCUCUUGUUUGAGUAGCCUCUACCUCCCUAUGAACUCCACACAUGUAUUAAGAAAUGGCAUUACUCACUGGAAAUGCAGAUCCUGCGUUCAGCUCCUACUCCUUCAAUAACUUGGAAAGCUUGUAUGAAGUGCAAACCGAGAAAGGACUUUUCUACAAAAAGGCCAAACUUCUGCACCCUGGGGAAGACUUGUGCUGCUUAGCCCGCCUGGAUGACCGGACCAGGUUUGUGAUCAUCAAUGUAGGUGGCAUUAAAUACAAAAUCCCGUGGACCACCUUGGAGAACUGCCCCUUGACCAGGCUUGGGAAGCUAAAAUCUUGCAACAAUUAUGAUGAGAUCAUGAACAUCUGUGAUGACUAUGAUGUUAGCUGCAAUGAAUUUUUUUUUGACCGUAAUCCUUGUGCCUUCAGGACAAUCAUGACUUUCCUGACAGCUGGGAAGCUGAGGCUGCUCAGGGAGAUGUGCGCUCUUUCUUUUCAGGAGGAACUUGUGUACUGGGGAAUAGAAGAGGACCGCCUGGAGUGGUGCUGUAAAAAGAGAUUGCGACAGAAAGAGGAGGAGGCAGCUGAGGCCAGGCUAUAUGAAGGGGAGAUGGUAUUUAGUGAAACUACGCAAUGUGCCUUCCAGGACAAUAGCCGGUUGAGUUUGUGCAUGAGAAAGCUCAGGGAUAUGGUGGAGAACCCCCACUCAGGGAUCCCAGGAAAGAUCUUUGCUUGUAUUUCAAUCUCUUUUGUUGCCAUCACUGCAGUCAGCCUCUGUAUCAGCACCAUGCCAGAUGUCAGAGAAGAAGAAGAUCGGGGUGAAUGUUCACAGAAGUGCUACAACAUCUUUGUGCUGGAGACAGUGUGUGUGGCUUGGUUUUCGUUUGAGUUCCUCCUGCGAUCCAUCCAGGCAGAGAACAAGUGUGCUUUCCUGAAAACCCCGCUCAACAUCAUCGACAUCCUGGCUAUCCUGCCUUUCUAUAUCUCUCUCAUUGUGGAUAUGGUCUCUACAAAAAACAGCAGCAAGCCUGGUGGAGGAGCAGGGAACAAGUACCUGGAACGAGUGGGCCUGGUGCUGCGCUUCCUGCGGGCUCUGCGCAUCCUCUACGUGAUGCGAUUAGCGCGGCACUCACUGGGGCUGCAGACCCUUGGGCUCACCGUGCGCCGGUGCACGAGGGAGUUUGGGCUCCUCCUGCUCUUCCUUUGUGUUGCCAUGGCCCUCUUCUCGCCACUGGUAUAUCUGGCUGAGAGCGAACUGGGAGCCAAGCAAGAAUUCACGAGUGUGCCCACCAGUUACUGGUGGGCUGUCAUCUCCAUGACCACUGUUGGCUACGGGGACAUGGUGCCUCGUAGCAUUCCUGGACAAGUGGUAGCCCUGAGCAGUAUCUUGAGUGGUAUUUUACUGAUGGCCUUCCCGGUCACGUCCAUCUUUCAUACCUUUUCCCGUUCCUACAGUGAGCUGAAGGAGCAGCAGCAACGAGCAGCAAGCAGGCAGAUGCGCCAGCUAGAAGAGAGCACCAGGCUCACAGGUGGUGACAGUUCACAGGGGCUCGGUGUUGCAUCCCCACUAGAUGCCACCGGGGAGGUGGGUCAGCCAGCGGUGGACCAGGAAGCCAAAAGAAGUUAAUUCUCAACAGUUAAAGUGAGUUGGCAGCACAAGAAGCUGUAGACAUGGUGGAUGGGGUCAAUUCUGCAAUCAGAACCUCCUGAAUUGCAUAAAUUAGGAGCAGACACACACAAGAUUUUCCCCAAGGACCAACUUUUGAUCUUAAGGGCCUACUGAAAAGCGUCCCUAGAAACUCUACCAAGUUCAGCUCUGCUCCAUCACUAUUUGUAGGGCGUUUCUUUUCUAUUGAGCAACUGGUUUUGGCAACCUCAAGGAGCAGCUGUUGAACGCAGCCAGGCAGGAGGAUAUAACAAAGCACCAAGAGUCCACACCGGGGUGCCAUUUGGUGGGGCAGUGAACGUGCCACCUCCUCCCGUCUCUGCGACACCGUGCGCAACACGCCGAGUGAAGGGUUUCCUCUCGUGUGCUCCGUGCACGGGGAGUUCGUUUUGGCUGCUCCACCGAGGAACACAAAUCUCAGACAAGCAAAGGGAUGAGGGGGAGAGAAGGGCAGAAAUAUCUCUUCAGCUUUCCCAGGGGCUUGGUUUUGUCUGUUUUACAAAUCAGGCACCGCCAGCUGCCAGCUCCAACGUGUGCUCUAGCUCAGUAUGCGUUAUUUAGUAAAUAUGCGUAUUUACCACAGUAAGCUUUGUAUCUUAGCCCCAUGACAGAAAUAUACAUAGAAAAUCUUCCUGACUAUUGUACUGAACGUUGAAUUGUUGGUUUUCUUUCUUUUCUUACAGUUGAAUAUAACGAAUACUUUUACAUUCACAACAUUUCUCCACUUUCUUUUAAUGCUUUCCAUCUCCCAUGUAUCAAAACCAUGUUUAACAGGUGAAUAAACCUCAAAUACGUGCUGCCCAGGAAGGGGAAGGUGAUGUUAUACCAGCAGUGACUCCCAGUUCCGCAUACUCUUCCUCAGUGACUGCCGUCAGGAACAGUCCAAAUUGAGUAAAGUCAAUGAGACUCCUCCAGUGGCCUAAGCUGCAGCACAGCAGCUGUGAUCUACGUUAGGAGUAGGCUUUUUUCCCCCUACUAAGAAAAAGACAAUGCUGUCAUCUAAAAAUCAAUAUUACUCUUCUGCCUGUUCCUUCUGAUUCUCAAAAAAAUUUGUCAGUUGAAAGGGAAAAUGAGUAUGGUGUCAUCUGUAUGUUGUUUACUGCUGCUAGUCUCAUGAGCUUUCCAGUCCUCUGACGUGGUUUUCCAACUUGAGGAGCUGUGUAGCUGGUCUAAGUCAGUGCAUUGUGUGCAUUUUUAGGUAUUCCUCCAAGUGGGAUAGUGGGAUACUUUAGGAGAUAGCAGGAAAGGGGGCACAAAUGCCUCUUGUACCUACAGCUCCACUGGUAUUAGCAGAGCUGUAGGACCAACCAUGGUGUCGUCCUUCAUAUUCACCUCCUCCUAGGAAGAGAACAAAAUAUUAAAGGUGGGUUUGUUGGGGCGUUUUUUGGUUGUUUUUUUUUUUUUUUGCCUCAGCUUAUAGCACCAACCCUACACUAGCAGAGUUCUGUAUUAAGCCAUUCCUUAUAGGAAUGGAGCAAGGGAAAAUAAAAGGUUACACUCGAUUUUAAUAAAAAUUGGAAGCUGUGUUGCAGAACAAGUGCCUCUAGUGAUGCUUACAAUUUGUGUGACAUGGGGAAGGUGAUGUUUCUCUGUUUUGUGCUGGCAUGAAGGCCUGUGUCAUAGUGGUCCAGCCAGGAUCCCGUGCCCCCAGUUCCCUACAGCCCCUAGAGAAGAGCAGCACGUGUCCUCUCAGUACGGCUGCAGGCUGUGCCUGGUGGAGUCAGCAGACAAGACACAUGCACAUAUGCACACGCAUACAGGUGCGUGCACAGGCUGUGCAGCAGCCACUGCUUGGCACAGCCAUGAAUGCAUUUUGCAGGGAGGGGAGGGCUUGAUGCCCUCUCAACACCACCUGCUUUGGGAAGGGAGCUUCGUGUGCCUGUUUCUGGGGACAGGAGCGGGGCCGUGGAGGCACGUGGCUAUGCCAGGCUCCCAGCGCCAGGGCUGUGGGACACACUCUGGGCUUUGUGCUUGCGGCCACUGGAGCUGCAGCCCUGGCACUGCUCCCUUGCUGCCGCAGCAGAGGGUGCCUCAGGGAAGCACAGCUGUGCCAGACACCCCCGAGCACUGCUGCGAGAUGUGAAGGGAGCACACUGAGCCCGGGCACUCAGCAGGCUGUGCCUGGGUCUCCGGUCCCCUGGCUGCGUUGAGUUACAAACAAACUCAGCACAGCCACGUGCACAGGGCUCUGCCACCAGUCACAGCCUGCCACCACACGGAGCUCGUUUUCGUGUGCCAGGCGAGAAGGGCUAAAGGGUGAUGGAUGCUACUUGUGUUGACUCAGACUCCUGGCAAACCAAUACCAGCGUUAGGUUGCUGUGACUCAUUGAGAGAUUUUUUUUUUUUUAAAUCCUGACACAGGAAUUUCUUGCAUUAAGGCUUAUUAAGGUUUGACAUUGAGGUUCAGCAUUGCGGCUGUGAAGCAAAGUGAAGAACUUGGGAGGGCAAGGCAUGGCAUGGUGAUGGGGAGAGGAACAAUGCAUUUUAUGAUGUCUUCACGUGCAUUCAGGUGAAAGCCUUCCGUGAUACCUCAUGUCCCAUGGACAUCCCCUGCAGUUCAGAGCUAAAUCUCUGGUGUGAAUGCAGUGAGCAGCGGCCCUUCAAAGGGUGCAAAACACAUCUCCUCAGGGGGGUAGGGCCCAUGAACAUUCAUCAGUAUAAGCUUACUCCUAAAAGCUUACUCGUCUUAAAGCAGACAUCCUUGCAGAAUGAAGAGCUUCAUGCUUGCAGUGCUAGAAAUAAGCUUUAAUUAAUGCCUCUUGUGGUCCUACAGCAUGAAAAAACUACACUGAGACAGCUAACUGCAGCUCAGCAGCUCUGUAGCAAAAGUUGACACCCAUUAUUGCUGCGGUCCAUCAAGUUGCUAUUGUCCUACAACAGCGAGUUCUUUGUAUUUUCAAAAGGCACAUAAUUAAUUCCAGUACACACAGAGUUUUAAUAAAGUGACAAAACCCACUCAUCAUGUUUGUUAGUCGAGGUCUGACUUUUAAUAAAGUUUCAUUUUAUCUAUUGAGAUGACAGAUGAGGAGACAAAUAUAAACCAGGAACCUUUUAAACAAAUUAUUUUUGGAAGCUGUAUAAAGUUCUGAUGCACACAUUGCCAGACAUGAAAGAUACCCAGAGGACAGUGAGUUCCCCCCAGCAUAGCUGUUAUUAUGAGCGAUGCUUAUUACUUUUGAUCAGUAGCUGGAGAAUUGUUGGUUUUGUGUGUGGUUGUUGUUUUCUUUGACAUGGCACACGAAUGAUUUAGGGCCAUUUAUCACUAACUAGAAAAAAUGCUGUACUACUGCCUGCAUGCACGCCAGUGCCAGUAGAUAGUUAUAUAUACUUCUUGUGAAGCACAAUCUAGCACUUCAUGGUUGUAGCACAUUCUGUUUGCAUCAAAGAAAAAGGAAUGUCCUCUCUGGCAUGGGACUGAGACUCAUUACAUGUUUGAGAGCUCAAAAUGUGGCAACAGGCUUGUAAAGGGACAGCGUUAGAGGGAGCGGCACAAAGUCAGACACAAUUCCUGCUGCUGGUAUGGCACACGUACAGCCAUCUUCCACCUCAGAGCAACCUUAAUUAAGAAAAAUUACAAUCAUAAAACCAUGACAGUCAUAACACACUCCUCAGUGGUCACCCAGACAAAAGUUGCUGUCUCACAUCAACAGGGCCAGAACAGGCAUAACCUGUGGCAGCCUCACAGCAGUUGCUUCACAGGGGGCAAAAUAUCCAUAGCUCUCACAGCACCUCGCUCCUAUGAACUACAGCCUUAAGAGAGUGUG